AUGGUCAAAAAGCACUCUCUUCUCAAUUCUCCAGACCAGUUGCAGAGACGUAUCAGCACAGAGCUUCAUCAGCUGAUUAUCAAAAUGUGGCAAAGUUAUACUGCCAUCUAUGUUCUCAAGGCCUACAAUACUUACGAUGACUUUCUUCAAGACGAAUAUUCUCUCUUGUCAACAGUCAUCAUUUCUAUUGGUUUCAUGAUACUGAUACUUGCGUUGGCUUGCUGCUGUGCCUACAUCCGUGAGUCCAAGGUUCAACUGGGAAAGCUCAUGGUCAUUAUCCUGAUGAUCUUCGUUGCAGAAGUGGCAGCCUUUGUUCUUGGAUGUAUUUAUAGAGGAAAGAUAAAAACAGAUGUGCAUGAACCAAUGGUACACAAAUUCGUGGUCUAUGAUGGGGAAAGGGAGUCUUCGGCCAUAGAUAAAUUACAAAGGGAGCUUCAGUGCUAUGGCAUCCUCAACUACACAGACUGGAUCGGUAGCCAGUGGUACAAUUCUUCCGGCAAGAACAACAGUGUACCCUUGAGUUGCUGCAAGAUAGAUGUUAGCAAGAACUGCAUUGGACGGGUGAAUGAGACAAAAUUUCUCAAUACUCAGGGUUGUGAAGACAAAGUGAAAUCUGUUCUACAGCAUGCCCUUAUCUAUACUAUGGUUAUCAUCCUCAGCUUUGCCAUUAAAUAUUAUCUGUGUGGUUAA
This is a messenger RNA of Sceloporus undulatus (fence lizard), 690 nucleotides long. RefSeq names its product tetraspanin-36-like. Gene Ontology annotation, cellular component: membrane. Gene Ontology annotation, biological process: protein localization to plasma membrane; protein maturation; regulation of vascular endothelial growth factor signaling pathway. The record is from RefSeq and is a predicted model, not a curated record. NCBI's taxonomy places the organism in Eukaryota, Metazoa, Chordata, Lepidosauria, Squamata, Phrynosomatidae.